AUGUUGACUUCUUCAACAACCACUCCGUGCAAUGUCGUCAAAUUGGACAAAAUAAUUGAGCGUUUCUGGUAUGUUGAAGACUUUGAUCAUGAACCCGUUCGAUCUCGUGAUGAAAUUUAUUGCGAACAACAUUAUCUUGCACAUACCAAGCGUGAUGUUAGUGGAAGAUACAUAAUUCGACUUCCAUUCAGAGAUUCCAAAUUCAAUCUAGGUGAAUCUCGUAGGCAGGCUCUCAAACGCUUUUCUUCGUUAGACCGAAAACUUUCAUCGAAUCCUCCACUGAAAUCCGAGUACAUCAGAGUGAUGGAGGAGUACAUUUCUCUUGGCCAUAUGACUCUUUGUGAUGAAACUGAAGGUGGGUAUUAUCUUCCUCACCAUGCUGUAAUCAAGGACUCCAGUGAGACCACCAAGGUUCGUGUAGUGUUCGACGCUUCAGCCAAAACUUCUACGGGCAUUUCGCUCAAUGACACCCUCCUGGUUGGUCCCACUAUCCAAAAUACCAUAUUUGAACAAGUUCUUCGAUUUCGCACUCAUCGCUAUGUCAUCACGGCGGACAUUGAGAAAAUGUAUCGUCAAAUCUUGGUUCAUCCAGAUGAUCGACAGUUCCAAAAGGUUUUAUGGCCCUAUCAGGGGAAUCUUCGAACUUUCCAACUCAACACUGUGACUUUUGGUACACCCGCCGCUCCAUUUCUAGCAGUUCGUACUAUUCAGCGACUUGCUCGUGAUGAAGCACACGAUUUUCCACGUGCCAGUAAACUUCUCUUUCGUGACUUUUAUGUCGAUGAUUUCAUUUCCGGGGCCGAUUCUUUGGAUGAACUAUUGACUAUCCGUGAUGAGAUGAUUGCUUUAUUAUCACGCGGUGGUUUCAUCAUUCGUCAAUGGUCAUCUAAUCAUCGUUCAGCUUUGAACACCUUCGAUAAAAAAUUCUUCGAUUUAGACUGUUUGAUCAAAAAUGAUCCAGUCCAGAAAACCUUAGGAAUCAUAUGGGAUGCCCAAAAUGAUCUGUUGCGGUAUACUUUGAAUCAGGUCGAUACUAACGUCGCUGCAACAAAACGUAAACUCCUCUCUGAAUUGUCGAAAAUCUUUGAUCCCUUAGGGUUACUAGGUCCCGUAACAUUAUUCGCUAAAGUCUUAAUUCAAGACUGCUGGAAGGCUAAGAUCACUUGGGAUGAGUCUCUUCCUCAAGACAUUCACAGCAAAUGGACAUCAUUAGCACUUCAACUACCAAGGUUGCAAGAAAUCUCAUUUCCUCGACAAAUUCUGAUCCCUAAUCAUUCUCGAGUCGAAAUCCAUGGAUUUUGUGAUGCCUCCAUUCAUGGAUAUGGGGUGUGUCUGUAUAUCAAAUCUAGCAAUCCACAAGGUGAUGUAUUAAUCAAACUAGUCGGCAGUAAAUCGCGAGUAGCACCCUUGAGUGGACUUACCAUCCCUCGAUUGGAACUCUGCGCAGCUACCAUCCUCAAAAGAUUAUAUCUUGAAACUAAGGCUCAGUUGGACUUCUCCAUUGAUCAGGUUUAUUUAUGGUCUGAUUCCGCUAUCGUUCUUUGCUGGCUCAAGAAAGCCCCUCAUCUUUUAAGAACUUUCGAAUCAAACAGGGUUGCAGACAUUCAAGAGUUAGGAAAUCAAGUUACCUGGAGACAUGUCCGAUCUGAGGACAAUCCAGCUGACGGAUUGUCUCGAGGACAACUUCCAUCCGACCUCGUCAAAAAUUCUCUCUGGACCUCAGGUCCUAGAUGGUUGAUUCUCGACCAAUCCCAAUGGCCACAGUUGAUCGAACCUUCGGUCACUCAAGUGCCUGGACUAAAAAAGAGCAUCUGCCUGCUCACUAACAUUUCAUCUCAAUCCAUUUACACUCGUUUCUCGAACUUCGAACGAUUGGUGAGAGUUGUUGCUCGCAUCUUGCGUUGGAAGACUUCACAAGCUCCUCGGAAUCGUCCACUCUCGGUUGAGGAAAUCCACGAAGCCGAAUAUCGCAUUGUCUUGAUGGUUCAGGGUGAACGAUUCUCCACCGAACUCCGAAGGCUUUCGACGACACAGUCUUCGGAGGGUCCAGUCCGUUCAUAUUUGAAGAGAACUCCCUUUGAUCAAUUACAUCCAUUCGUGGAUGACAAGGGAAUCCUUCGUGUGGGGGGACGUCUCAAGAGGUCGGAACUUUCUUACAAUCAAAAACAUCCCAUUUUGCUGCCCAGUAAACAUCCUGUUACGGAUAUGAUCAUUCGACAAGUUCAUCAGUCAAAUCUCCAUGCAGGAAUCCAGAGUACUCUUCACGCCAUUCGAUCAAAAUUCGGGAUUUUAAACGGCAAGGAUAAAAUUAGGAAACUUGUCCGUCAAUGUGUUGAAUGCAUCCGCCAGAAACCAAAGUUGGUUCACGCUCAGAUGGCUGAUUUGCCUAGAGCUAGAGUCAACGAAGCACCAGCUUUCUCGCGCACAGGUGUCGACUUCUUUGGACCAAUUCUCAUCAAGGAGAAGAAGGAUCGGAACCGAUCCUUCCAAGGCCUAUGGUUGUGUGUUCGUUUGCAUGGUUUCAAAGGCCGUACAUAUCGAGCUGGCCACUGA
Messenger RNA from Diachasma alloeum, 2553 nucleotides. RefSeq lists its product as uncharacterized. The transcript has a single exon. The coding region runs from base 1 to 2553 and encodes 850 amino acids. The record is from RefSeq and is a predicted model, not a curated record. NCBI's taxonomy places the organism in Eukaryota, Metazoa, Arthropoda, Insecta, Hymenoptera, Braconidae.